Molecule: messenger RNA, 597 nt
Organism: Laccaria bicolor S238N-H82
Lineage: Eukaryota; Fungi; Basidiomycota; Agaricomycetes; Agaricales; Hydnangiaceae
Product: GPI-anchored small secreted protein
Exons: 2
Coding region: 1-597 (198 amino acids)
Source: RefSeq, a predicted model, not a curated record
AUGGCGUUCCUCCUCCUGGUGGACCUCCUCCUCUCCCACCACCCUAUCAAAGGGGCGGAGGGGUCUGCUGGUGGUGGAGCUGGGGUCAUCAGGACUGGGAGGGGGAGGAAGGUUCGAGCGAGGUUUGGUGAGGGUAAAUUCGUUGAGGAAAACAAAGGAGACGUAGAGAAGGGGAAAGGGAAGGAGGAUGCGGAAGGGAGGGAGAUGGCGGUUGAGCGGAGAGAGAGGGAGGUGGAGGAGAAGGAAGAGAAUGUUGAGGAAGAAUGGGAAUGCAUUCUGCUCAAAUUGGUGGUCUCGACGCGUCCACUUCGUCGAAGUCAUGGCCCAUCACUAUCACUCUUCUUCAGUCCGUCGUCUUUCAAGUUUCCUGUGUUGGGCGACAAUAUGUCCUCGUUCCCCCUUGAGCCCAACCCUCCCUCCUCCUGUAACCCAAGUUCUUCUUCCUCCUCCCCUCUAAUCCCAGUUCUUCCACCACCAUCACCCCUCAAAGAAGACCCCGACGCGAAUGGGAAGCCCGACGCGAUCUGUACCUAUCAACAGGUGGACGGGGGAGUUACCUCGUACUCGUGGGUAUUGGCGUGUGCGCUAUUGUGUUGA